Molecule: messenger RNA, 3435 nt
Organism: Ceratotherium simum simum (southern white rhinoceros)
Lineage: Eukaryota; Metazoa; Chordata; Mammalia; Perissodactyla; Rhinocerotidae
Source: RefSeq, a predicted model, not a curated record
CUUAAAGCACCAGCUGGCGAGCAAUGCAUGGAGCAGAUUUGUAACCAACUUACAUCAUCUUCAACAUGAAGAUAGCCACAGUGCCACUGCUUCUGACCCUGGCUCUUUGCCUCAUACAAGAUGCUGCCAGUGAGGAUGAAAAUCAGGAAACAUGCAAUGAAUAUCGGGCCAUGAUGAAAAAUGGAAAAUUGUUCUGUCCUCGAGAUAAAAAAUUUUUUGAAAGGCCUGAUGGAAUAAUGUUCAUCAACAAAUGUACCACAUGCAAAAUGAUAUUGGAAAAAGAAGCAAAAUCUCAGAAAAGGGCCCAGCAUUUAGUCAGAGACACCAGGGCCACUGCCUCAGCAAAGGACAUGUGUAGCGCUUUUCGGCCUUAUGUGAAGGAUGGAAGACUUGCAUGCACAAGGGAAAAUGAUCCAGUUCUUGGUCCUGAUGGGAAGACGCAUGGCAAUAAGUGUGCGAUGUGUGCUGAGCUGUUCUUAAAGGAAGCUAAAGAAAAUGCCAAGCAAGAAGGUGAGACCAGAAUUCGACGAAAUGCUGAAAAGGAUUUUUGCAAAGAAUAUGAAAACCAAGUGAGGAAUGGAAGACUUUUUUGUACACGGGAGAGUGACCCAGUCCGUGGCCCUGAUGGCAGAAUACAUGGCAACAAAUGUGCCCUGUGUGCUGAAGUUUUCAAACGGCGUUUUUCAGAAGAAAAAAAUAAAGGAGAUAAAAACGUGAGAAAGGUUGAAGAAAAAGUUAAAGUUAAGAGAGAAAUUGGGAAAAUCUGCAGUGAAUAUCAGAAUCAGGCAAAGAAUGGAAUACUCUUCUGUACCAGAGAAAAUGACCCUAUUCGUGGUCCAGAUGGGAAAAUGCAUGGCAACUUGUGUUCCAUGUGUCAAGCCUUCUACCAAGCAGAAGCUGAAGAAAAGAAAAAGGCAGAAGCAAAAGCAAGAAGUAAAAGAGAAUCUGGAAAAGCACCCUCAUAUGCAGAGCUGUGCAGUGAAUACCGUAAGUUUUUGAGGAAUGGAAAACUCCCUUGCACCAGAGAGAAUGACCCCAUCCGAGGCCCAGAUGGGAAAAUGCAUGGCAACACCUGCUCCAUGUGUGAGGCCUUCUUCCAAGCAGAAGAAAAAGAAAAGAAAAAGAAGGAAGGUGAAUCAAGAAAUAAAAGACAAUCUGAGAAUACAACUCCCUUUGAGGAGUUGUGUAGCGAAUACCGCAAAUCCAGGAAGGAUGGACAACUUCUGUGCACUAGAGAGAACGACCCCAUCAAAGGCCCAGAUGGGAAAAUGCAUGGCAAUAUCUGUUCCAUGUGUGAGGUCUUCCUUCAACAAGAAGAAAGAGCGAGAGCAAAGACUAAAAGAGAAGCUGCAGAGGAACUCUGCAGUGAAUUUCGGAACCAAGUGAGGAAUGGAAUGCUCAUAUGCACCAGGGAGAAUGAUCCUAUCCGUGGCCCAGAUGGCAAAAUUCAUGGAAACAAGUGCGCCAUGUGUGCAAGUGUGUUCAAACGUGAAGAAGAAGAAAAGAAAAAUAAUGGCAAGGAAAGAAAGAAGAAAGUUGAGGCUGAGAAAGCUAAGAGAGAAGCAGUACAGGAGCUGUGCAGCGAAUACCGUAACUAUGUGAGAGAUGGACGACUUCCCUGCACCAGAGAGAAUGACCCCAUUGAGGGCCUAGAUGGAAAAAUCCAUGGCAACACCUGCUCCAUGUGUCAGGCAUUCUUCCAGCAAGAAGCAAAAGAAAAAGAAGAAGCUGAAUCUAGAGCAAACGCUAAGAGAGAAGCUAAAAAGGAUGCAUGCAGUGAAUUUCGAAGCCUUUUUCAAAAUGGAAGUCUUUUCUGCACACGAGAAAAUGAUCCCGUGCGUGGCCCAGAUGGCAAGACCCAUAGCAACAAGUGUGCCAUGUGUAAAGCAGUCUUCCAGAAAGAAGAUGAAGAAAGAAAGAGAAAAGAAGAGGAAAAUCAGAGAAAUGCCGCAGGGAAUGGUUCCCGUGGUGGAGGAGGGAAAUCUCGGGACCAGUGUGCUGAGUUUCGGCAAAUAAUGAAAGAUGGAAAACUCAGCUGUACUCGGGAGAGCGAUCCUGUACGUGAUGCUAAUGGCAAAUCUUACAACAAUAAGUGUACCAUGUGUAAAGAGAUACUGCAAAGAGAAACAGAUGAAAAAAAUAAGGAUUCUGGUAACAGAUCAGAUGAGACUGACUCAGCAUCACAAAAGGAUGAAUGUGAUGAGUUUAGAGGCCAAAUGAAAAAUGGACAACUUAUCUGCACCCGAGAGAGUGAUCCUGUCCGGGGUCCACAUGGCAAGACACAUGGCAAUAAGUGUACUAUGUGUAAGGAAAAACUGGAAAGAGAAGCAAGUGAGAGAAAAAAGAAAGAGAAGGACAACAGCAGAAAUACAGGAGAAAGGAGCAGUGAAAAACAGGAUCAGUGUUAUGAAUUCCGGAACAUGGUGAGAGACGGAAAGCUUAUCUGCACCAGAGAAAAUAACCCUGUUCGAGGUCCGGAUGGCAAGAUGCAUCCCAACAAGUGUGCCAUGUGUGAGAGCAUCUUUGAGCGAGAAGCUAAUGAAAGAAAAAAGAAUGAUGAAGAAAAAUCAAAAGCCAAGCCCUCAAAAGAUGCAAAGGACCAGUGCAGAGAGGCUCGGAGUGAAGCGGAGGAUGGAAAAUUUAGACAGUCUGAGCCUCCUUUGGCCUCCAUUGUCAAGAUAAGUGCAGACGAAUGUAGUCAGUUUCGGGACUACUCGAGGAAUGACGAGCUCUUGUGCACUCGAGAGAAUGACCCCGUGCAUGGCGUUGAUGGAAAGUUAUAUAAAAACAAGUGCUACAUGUGCAGAACUGUCUUUCAAAAAGAAGCUUUAGAAAGGGCAAGAAUUCGAGAAAAGCCAUCCCAUGUUAGAUCUUCUAAAGAGGAACACAGCCCAGAUUCCCUCCAUUCCUCUCUGGAUUCUGAGAUGUGCAAACACUACCGAGUGUUGCCUAAGAUGGGUUACCUUUGCCCAAAGAAUUUACAGCCUGUCUGUGGCGAUGACGGCCAGACAUACAACAAUCCCUGCAUGCUCUGUCAUGAAAAUCUAAUGCGCCAAACUAACACACACAUACGCAGUGAAGGGAGGUGUGAGGAGAGCAGCACUCCAGGAACCACAUCUCUCAGCGCGCCAGCAUCUGGCAAAUGAUGUGAGAAUUGGUGAAAGCCAUGAGGGAAAAUUAUACCCCAGUUCUGAAUUGCCUACCUUCACCAUCUGUAUAUUCAAAUAAUUCUUCAGAGCUCGUCUCAUUUACUGUAGAAAACCAUACAGAGCUGUUGGGGGAAUGGACUCACUGACUUUCAGUCUUUUCCACCUCUUUCCUCCUAGAUUCUGUGAUCUGAGCGCACAGAGACACCUCCACCGAGGCUGUGCUCUCGAAACCUCCUAAUCACAAUGCUGUCUGUCCAACUGCUUGUUCAAUAAAAGUAAACCCAGC